UAUCAUGUGGGCUGAUCCCAAAUCAAACGCAGGAAAGAAGCGGACAGGGACCUAAAGAGGAGCAGCACUCGGCCAUGGCUGCCUGCAACAACACGACUACUUCGGCGCUGCUGCACAUAGCUCCGUGCGACGUGGAGGAGGCGGCCGAUCGGCUGCUAGACUUCGCCAGGGCCUAUACCGGGGGAGAGGAACCGUACGAUGAUAUCGGGAGCGUCGUGAACUUCUCCAACCAGUCGGGGCUCUUCACGCUCUCCGACGUGGAGCUGGACAUCAGCGACACGCGCUCUGAGAAAAUCCACACUUUCGACAGCGCGGCGCUGCUCCUAAUCAUGGCCCUCCUCUUUCUCACCGUCAUAACUAUAUGGGUCUUCAAGGCACGGCAGCUCAGGGUAUUUCACGAGACGGGCCUCUCGCUAAUAUACGGUGUAAUUAUAGGUUUGAUUCUGAACUUUGCCUUCCCUCCGAGCGAGUCCCUGCUCUACGACCUGGCAUGCCCGCAGUACGAGUGUGACGGAGUCACUCCGAGCAGCUGCGCCGACGUCUCUAGUUUCCAGAUCGGAGAAGACAUACAGUUGAGAUCGGCCGGCGGGGAUCGCUGCAAGAACGGAAUAGAGGGCGAAAACGUGGUCAUAGCGGAAGUGCUUGGAAAAGUCUUCAAAGACAGAAAUGGAAACUACAUUGAACAAACUUUGCUGUUCAACCCAGAACUGUUCUUCUUUGCUCUUCUGCCACCCAUCAUAUUCCAGGCUGGAUUUAGUCUAAAAAAGAGGCAUUUCUUCAGGAACCUAGGCUCGCUGUUUCUCUACGCAUUCGCGGGUACUACAAUCUCUACCUUUGUCAUCGGUGGUCUAAUGUAUGGCUACACUCAGACUGGGACUCGAAGUGGAGGGAUCUAAUUUUGCAAAGCUGACGGGGCAACCCAUCCCUGGACAGUUCAAACAGACCAUCAUUCCCUCCCUCCUCUUUGGUUCCCUCAUCUCUGCCACUGACCCUGUGACAGUACUGGCCAUAUUUCAUGACCUGCAUGUGGAUCAUGAUCUCUAUUCUCUUGUCUUUGGAGAAAGUGUCAUGAACGAUGCUGUCGCCAUCGUCAUGUUCAGGUCGAUAGAUGAGUAUUCUCCAGACGAAGGAGGAGGCAGUUUCGAGGCCGUGGCCCUCCUCAAAUCAAUCGGCAAUUUUAUUGGCAUUUUCAUUGGUUCUUUCAUCCUCGGGACGCUCAUGGGCCUCCUUACCGCUCUGCUGAUGAAGUUCUCGAACCUCAGAGCCUAUCCUCUACUGGAGACGUCCAUGUUCUUCAUCAUGUCCUACUCCACCUUUCUGUUUGCCGAGUUUGCCGGACUUACCGGUAUUGUGGCUGUGCUAUUCUGUGGGAUAAUGCAGUCGUACUACACCUUCAUCAACCUAUCGGAGGAAUCCCGACGCAGAACCAAAGACCUCUUUGAACUCAUCAACUUUCUCGCGGAGAAUUUCGUCUUUUCCUACAUGGGCCUCUCUCUCUUCACCUAUAAGAACCACCAAUGGGUGCCUGGUUUCAUCAUAUUCUCUUUCGUGGCCAUUUUCGCUGGUCGAGUCAUCAACAUCUACAUCCUCUCGUUCCUGCUCAACCUCGGCCGAGCCACGAAGAUAAAGUUUCGUUUUCAGCACAUGUUGGUGUUUGCCGGUCUGCGAGGGGCCAUAGCCUUCGCGCUCGCCAUCAGAAACACGCAGAGUCAAGCGAGACAGCUCAUAUUUACCACAACGCUGGUGAUCGUGAUGGGUACCGUCCUGGUGUGUGGAGGCUUCACCACACUCAUGCUACAGUUCCUCAGAAUCAAGUGGGACCUCUUUUCACCCCCUCUUCUCUCUUUCUCUCCUCUAUGUACAUGUUCCUUCCCCUUUCUUCCCUUCCCUUCAUUCCACUGUAACAAGUUACACUACAGUAUAGACCUUAGCACUUAACCAGCCACGGACACAUAAAAUGUUGUAUGGGGUUUAUAAUAAUACACCAUACAUCAAUUUAUGCUUAUUUAAGCAAAUCCCCAUGGCGCCCAAAGGGAUUUAUUAACAGACUUGCUUACUAACUGCUGGGUUUUGCUGAAGUGUCUGUGUUUUUAAUUUUCAGAGUUAAAGUAAAGGACGAUGGAGGUGGACUACAAGUUGAUGGGGUUGAAAUUCCGUACAAUCCCAAGUCUGGCAACUGGUUCAUAGCCAAAUGGAGCAAGUUGGACAAAGAGUAUCUGAUCCCAAUGUUCACUCACUACGGACGGAGUGUGGGGAAGUUUCUGCCCCAGUUCUGUGUCAGCUUCUGCCGGUCCUGUCGGCCUCCUGACUUCAGAGAUGACAUAGUAUCGUUUGUGGAGGAGGAGAGUGAGAGUGAGGAGGAGGAGGAGGAGGAGGAAGAGGAGGACAAGACGCUGUCCUUCAGACACCAUUCUCUCGGGGGAGACGAGGAAGACGGGCCAGAGAGUGACAUUGGUCUCGGUGUAGAACCCGCCAGAGGAGGACCAUCGUACGGUUCCCGUGGCUACCACAAGUUGGAUGAAUCCCAGGAAUCUCAUUUGUAGCACACACACACACCCCAGGGACAUCACAUCUCUAUCACCUUUAGCCCGUUUGAAGAAAUUGGAUUUACCUUUUUUGCUUAGAGUAAUAUUGUGUGCUUUCUUGUGAUCUCAUUAUGUUGUGUUGUUGCGUAGGUGUUUUUUGCCAACUGGCCAACUGAACAUGAUCACGUGACCGAUAUCCAAUCAAAACUCAGCGUACGUAACUUUCGCGGGUGUUUGGCGGCAAACCACGCGGUCUGGUGCGGGAUCUUUGAUCUGCCUGGGGAAAACCAGAAAGAAGGAGGGAUUUUGCGGAUUUUCGGCAAAGGGAGAGAAAGUUGGGAGAUCAUGGACGUGGCGGCUCGGUCCCAGCCGCGGCAGGCCGUCGUCAAGGACAUCCUUGGAGAGCGUGUCCAGAAGAUGUUUCAAGACUUUCUCGAAGAGUUUCAAGAGGACGAAGGAGAGUUGAAGUAUCUCCUGCCGGUCAAGGAGCUGAUGCGUCCGGAGAGAAACACGCUGCUAGUCAGUUUCAGGGAUGUGGAGGAGUACAGUACAAAGCUGGCUACCAUCAUACAGGAGCAGUACUAUCAUGUGUUUCCCUUUCUCUGUCUGUCUGUUCGAAACUUUGCUCGUGAUCGCGGUGAAGUGACGGUCCAGAAAGACUUCUACGUAGCGUUUGAGGAAGUUCCCGCAAGACACAAAGUGCGUGAGCUGACGACGGCCAAGAUAGGGACCCUCCUGAAGAUCAGUGGGCAGGUGGUGAGGACCCACCCCGUCCACCCCGAGCUGGUCUCAGGCACAUUUCUGUGUCUGGAGUGUCAGACACAGAUUCCCGAUGUCGAGCAGCAGUUCAAAUUCACCCAGCCGACCGUGUGUCAGAACCCAAACUGUGUGAACCGACGUCGCUUCAUGCUCGACAUAAACCAGUCUCGCUUCGUUGACUUCCAGAAGGUCAGGAUCCAGGAAACCCAGCAGGAGCUGCCACGAGGGAGCAUUCCGCGCAGCCUCGACGUCGUGUUGCGAGCGGAGGCUGUGGAAAUGGUGCAGGCGGGGGACAAGUGUGAUUUUAUCGGGACGCUCAUUGCUGUCCCGGACGUGGCCCAACUGGCGAUGGAGGGUGCGAGAGCUGAAACGUCCACUCGAGUGAGGAAAGGAGAAGGCCAUGAUGGCGAGGGUGUUAGUGGUCUGAAAGCUCUGGGUGUUAGGGACCUGACCUACAGACUGGCCUUCUUGGCCUGCUCUGUCGCUUCCACCAACCCUCGCCUAGGGGGUCGGGAGCAGCCCGGGGAAGAAGUGACGGCAGAGAUGAUAAGGAAGCAGAUGACAGAGAGCGAGUGGCAGAAGAUAUACGAGAUGAGUCAAGACAAACACCUCUACCAGAACAUCAUAAGCAGUCUCUUCCCCACCAUUCACGGUAGUGAUGAAGUUAAGAGAGGGGUGAUGUUGAUGCUCUUUGGCGGAGUGCCAAAGGUCACGACAGAGGGCACUCGUCUCCGUGGCGACAUAAACGUGUGUAUCGUCGGGGAUCCCAGCACGGCAAAGAGCCAGUUUCUGAAGCAGGUGGAAGAGUUCAGCCCGAGAGCGGUUUACACGUCAGGCAAGGCCAGUAGUGCAGCUGGUCUGACAGCUGCCGUGGUGAAAGAUGCGGAGAGCCACGAGUUUGUUAUUGAGGCUGGAGCUCUCAUGUUGGCCGAUAAUGGAGUGUGUUGUAUUGAUGAAUUUGACAAGAUGGAGCAGCGAGACCAGGUGGCCAUUCACGAGGCAAUGGAGCAGCAGACCAUCUCCAUCACCAAGGCCGGCAUCAAGGCAACGCUCAACGCCCGCACCUCCAUACUGGCAGCUGCAAACCCAAUUGGAGGGAGAUACGACAGGAGCAAGUCGCUAAAGCAAAAUAUCAACCUGUCUGCUCCAAUCAUGUCCCGGUUUGACCUUUUCUUCAUUCUGGUCGACGAAUGUAACGAGGUGACAGACUAUGCUAUUGCCCGGAGGAUCAUUGAUCUCCACAGCAAACAGCAGCAGAGCAUCGACCGAGUGUACUCCAUGGAAGACAUCCAGAGAUACGUGAUGUUUGCUCGCCAGUUCAAACCAAAGAUCCGCGAAGACAGUGCAGAAUUUAUGGUUGAAGAGUACAAGAGAUUGCGCCAGCGGGACAGCAGUGGGGCUACCCGGUCGUCGUGGCGAAUCACGGUGCGUCAACUGGAGAGCAUGAUCCGUCUGUCGGAGGCGAUGGCGCGACUGUCGUGUAAGGACGAGGUGCAGCCGAAACACGUGAACGAAGCAUUUCGUUUGCUCAACAAGUCCGUCAUUAGAGUGGAGACCCCUGAUAUUAACUUCGAUGACGAGGAACCGCAACAGAAUAUUGAGAACGGUGAUGCACUGGAUGAACCAGUGGAAAAUGGAGUAAACGGCGAGGUAAAUGGAGUAAGCGAGGACCCCCCUAGAGAAAAUGGAGUAAUAGAGGACGACGGUAGAGAACAGGAAAAACAAGUCGAACCGGAAAAGUCGGCCAAGAAAAUCAGAGUGACAUACGAAGAGUAUCGGACCAUUGCCAAUCUGCUCAUACUCCACCUGAGACAACUGGAGGAGUCCUCUGAAGAAGAAGAAGGGGAGGGGAUAAGGCAGGGACAACUGGUCAACUGGUACCUCAGUGAGAUCGAGGGAGACAUUGACAGCGUCGAGAUGUUAGCGGAGAAAAAGGUGCUAGUGGAGAAGGUCAUCGAAAGACUCAUUCAUCACGACCACGUUUUGCUGCCACUGCUGAUGGAGGAGGAAGAGGAGAAGAAGGGAGAUCCUCUGCUUGUAGUUCACCCCAACUACGUCGUAGAGACCUAACUAACUCUUCAUCCAUGCAUUCCUCUUCUCACACAGACACCAUUGGGAACACCACUUCAUAAUGUCUUUGUCCAUAAUUUGUAACUGGUGUAAGUGUUAUGAUGAAAAAUUUGACACGCUGUGCAUAUUAUUAUCGCUGAAGUUCUCAGAUUUAGGGUGGCACACUCGUAAACGAAUGAUACAGGUUUUGAGAGUGCUGCAUCUAUCGCUAAAGUUUGAGUCUGUACCAUGACACACAGUGUUGGGGAUGAUGCAUGUGAAGUCCUGUGUCAUAGACUCUGUUGCUUGUACUUUGAGCCAGUAAUUCUCGCGUCUCGGGCCAUCAUUCGCCUGUCCCAGCCGUCAACGGACCACCUCUUGUUCUUCCCGCCGCGCUCCCAUCUGUUGAGAAAAUGGAGUCCUGCGCCUGCGAACGUGAUUGCUCCGGCUAUGAUCCCCAGAGCCGGCAGAGCUUCUGGCCACAUCUUGUUUUGUUGCAGCUAAAAUUACUCUAAAUAACGCGC
This is a messenger RNA of Geodia barretti, 5857 nucleotides long. Lineage: Eukaryota; Metazoa; Porifera; Demospongiae; Tetractinellida; Geodiidae. The record is from the annotation of a GenBank genome assembly.